This is a messenger RNA of Hippopotamus amphibius kiboko, 4604 nucleotides long. RefSeq names its product neurotrophic receptor tyrosine kinase 2 (gene NTRK2). The coding region runs from base 824 to 2257 and encodes 477 amino acids. Gene Ontology annotation, biological process: protein phosphorylation; cell surface receptor protein tyrosine kinase signaling pathway; regulation of phosphatidylinositol 3-kinase/protein kinase B signal transduction. Gene Ontology annotation, cellular component: axon; signaling receptor complex; plasma membrane. Gene Ontology annotation, molecular function: cell adhesion molecule binding; brain-derived neurotrophic factor binding; ATP binding. Lineage: Eukaryota; Metazoa; Chordata; Mammalia; Artiodactyla; Hippopotamidae. The record is from RefSeq and is a predicted model, not a curated record. The transcript has 14 exons.
CAAAUGGGAAGAAGGAUUCUCAGACAAGGCUCGCGAAUGCCCCGCAGCCAUCAUUUAACUGCACCCGCAGAGCAGUUACUGUUUGUCACCAGACCCUCCCGGAUCGCCUCGUUUGUCUCUAGUGAGACCCCGAGGCUCUGCCCGCGCCGGGCUUCUCAGUAGGUGGAUGUCUGUCGUGCUCCGGGCAGCGCCGGCGCAGGGCAAGCGUUCGCGCACACCCGCGCACACACGAAAACGCGCAAGACUAAUUUUCUGGAGUUUCUGCCCCUGCUCUGCGUCAGCCCUCACGUCACUUCACCAGCAGUAGCAGAGGCGGCGGCGGCGGCGGCGGCGGCUCCCGGAAUUGGGUUGGAGCAGGAGCCUCGCUAGCUCCUUCGCUCGCGCUCUCCGAGCUCCGUGCCCAGCGGCAGGAGGAGCCUGGACCCAGGCGCCGCCGGCGGGCGGUAGGCGCCGGAGCCCGGCCCCGAGGUGCGUCCCGGAUCCCAGCGCGCGUCUAGCCAGGAGCCUGCGCCCCAGAGCGUCCCGGGAGCGCCGCGGGCCGGUGCUCGGCUCCGCGGGCCAUGCAGCGGCGGCCGCGGCGCAGCUCGGAGCGGCGGUAGCGCCCCCUGUGAGGAGGCCGGAGAUGCCCCUGCCACUGUGAACGGUGCCGCCCGCCAGGACACGUUCAGCCCCGGACACGCUCGUCUCUGCGCGCCUGCCAGGAGCACCGCGAGGAGAGAGAGGCGAGCGCGGCAAAGGCCACCCAGCACCGGCAGGGGAGGCCGGCCGGUGCAGCGCGGGGACACGUACUCAGGCCGACUCGGGCUGGCACUGGUGGCUAGGAAUGCCGUCCUGGACGAGGUGGCAUGGGCCCGCCAUGGCGCGGCUCUGGGGCUUCUGUUGGCUGAUUGUGGGCUUCUGGAGGGCCGCUCUUGCCUGUCCCACAUCCUGCAAAUGCAGCGCCUCUCGGAUCUGGUGCAGCGACCCUUCUCCUGGCAUCCUGGCCUUUCCGAGGUUGGACUCUACCAGUGCAGACCCUGAGAACAUCACCGAAAUUUACAUUGCGAAUCAGAAAAGAUUAGAAAUCAUCAACGAAGAUGAUGUUGAAGCUUAUGCGGGACUGAAAAACCUGACCAUUGUGGAUUCCGGAUUAAAAUUUGUGGCUCAUAAAGCAUUUCUGAAAAACAGCAACUUACAGCACAUCAAUUUUACCCGAAAUAAACUGACGAUUUUGUCUAGGAAACAUUUUCAUCACCUUGACUUGUCUGAGCUGAUCCUGGUGGGCAACCCAUUUACAUGCUCCUGUGACAUUAUGUGGAUCAAGACACUUCAGGAGACUAAACCCAGUCCAGAAACUCAGGAUUUGUACUGCCUCGAUGAAAACAGCAAGAAUAUUUCUCUGGCAAACCUGCAGAUACCCCAUUGUGGUUUGCCAUCAGCAAAUUUGGCAGCACCUAACCUCACUGUGGAGGAGGGAAAGUCUAUCACAUUAACUUGUAGUGUUGCAGGAGAUCCAGUUCCGAAUUUAUACUGGGAUGUCGGUAAUCUGGUUUCCAAGCAUAUGAAUGAAACAAGCUACACACAGGGCUCCUUAAGGAUAACUAACAUUUCAUCUGAUGACAGUGGAAAGCAAAUCUCUUGUGUGGCAGAAAAUCUUGUAGGAGAAGAUCAAGAUUCUGUCAACCUCACUGUACAUUUUGCUCCAACUAUCACAUUUCUCGAAUCUCCAACCUCAGACCACCACUGGUGCAUUCCAUUCACUGUGAAAGGCAACCCCAAACCAGCGCUUCAGUGGUUCUAUAACGGGGCAAUUUUGAAUGAGUCCAAAUACAUCUGUACUAAAAUCCAUGUUACCAAUCACACGGAGUACCACGGCUGCCUCCAGCUGGAUAACCCCACUCACAUGAACAAUGGGGACUACAAGUUAGUAGCCAAGAAUGAGUAUGGGAAGGAUGAGAAACAGAUUUCUGCUCACUUCAUGGGCUGGCCUGGAAUCGAUGAUGGUACAAACCCAAAUUAUCCUGAUGUUAUUUAUGAAGAUUAUGGGACUGCAGCGAAUGACAUCGGGGAUACCACGAACAGAAGUAAUGAAAUCCCUUCCACAGAUGUUGCAGACAAAUCCGGUCGGGAACACCUCUCGGUCUAUGCUGUGGUGGUAAUUGCUUCUGUAGUGGGAUUUUGUCUGCUGGUAAUGCUGUUUCUGCUGAAGUUGGCAAGACACUCCAAGUUUGGCAUGAAAGGUUUUGUUUUGUUUCAUAAGAUCCCACUGGAUGGGUAGCUGAAAUAAAGGAAAAGACAGAGAAGGGGGCUGUGGUGCUUGUUGGUUGAUGCUGCCUUGUAAGCUGGACUCUUGAGGCUGGCAUUGGGAAGUGCCACUGAUCUGGGGUUUUCUGGUAGAUGUGGGUGGUGUUUGCAGGAGGUACUGCAUGAAGCCUGCAGGUGCUGUGAGCUGUGAAUGGGGGACACCAAUGCAGAGACAGCUCACAGGCAGCUAAGAAAGUCAAGAAAACAUCUUAAAUUAAUGCUUCUCUUUUGUUCUCACAAUCGUUCAAAUACAAAAUGGAAAUGAAAUGCAUUGGGUUGUGCUUCUCUUCGGAAAGGUGUGCUGUUUGACCAUACUGGAAAUGUAUUGAUUUUCAAUGUUUCUGCUUAUUAAAGGUGAACUGCAAAGUUUAAAAAAGUCUAAAUUUAGGGACAGGUGUAAGGACACACUAAACAGUCUAAUCUCCAUUUAACAUGAAUUUUAGCAUUGUUUUCUGCUGUUGUUUAAUCAGUACUGAAUUCAGAAAGUUUCACUUUUCCACCUGGAAUGCAGUGACUAAAAGAGUUAAGGGCAUAUCCACCAUCGCUGUGGGGACUUGGGGAUGUCCCUGAGAGGUUGUUUCCUUCACUGGCCGUGAAGGCCCAGAGUCAUGCAGUCAACAAUAAUGAUUUCCUUAAAGUUUAUUGCCAGGCCAAAAAAAAGAAAAAAAAGAAAAGAAAAGAAAAAGAAAGAAAAGAAAAGAAAAGAAAAGAAAAAAGAAGCUAUUUGGUCAGGGGCUGUGGAUUUUGGUUAAGCAUAGUCAGUUUCAGAAAAACAAAAAGAGUGAAAUAUAUACAUACAGUGCAUAUAUCCUUUUAUUUGACCUCUGCGAUCCACCUGCUUUUUAGAAGUUUGCCGAGUGAGAAGGCCGCAGCAUCUCAUGCUGUUCCCAUGACAGAACUGCAGCUUUUCUACUCUGAAAAGGCCUGUGAGCAGAAUGGCUGGCCUGCUGUGAGCAGGAGAUGAUAUUCUAAGAAGGACAGUCCCCCUACGACAUACUACACUCCACUGGGUUUUCCUGGGCUGGACAGCUCUUCCUGACCCCCAGCAGCACAGAGGUGGCAGGUCGCAAAUGAAUGUGUGCUUUAUAAUGUCCAGCUUCAAUGCUGCAAGGGCAGCCUUAGAGCUACAGAAUCCUGCAUCCCUGCCUUAGUCUGAUGUGCUCACCUGUCUCACACACUUGGCCAUCUCUGUGGCCUUUGUACACGUCGCUUAGUGUGCAGCAGCUGGGAUCCCUGUCCUGAAGAGAGGUUUGGCCACCCCUGCCCUGCUUCACACCUUUCUUGUUAGGGGAACUUCAGAGCCAGGCCCUGAGCAUUUUGUUUGAAAACAAAAUUGGCUCUGACUCUUAAUGUCUGCAUAUAGACACCACGGCUGAAUUGGAAACUUACCGAUGUUUUUAAAAAGCCUUUUUCGAAGGGGAGGUAGUUACUCAAGUUUUGCAGGUCAGCUUUAAGGUUUUAUAGUUUUAUAACUAGUCCAACAUGUUUGGAAACACUGUUUUGAAUCCUGUGUAACUAAGGCAUUAAUCUCAACAAGCCAGGAUCUAUUUAGUCACCACUUGAUAUAAAAAGAUUAUCCGUGAUGAAUGUUUUAUCAUGUAUCUUUUACACUAGCCACUAAUUAUGUUAUUGCUUGAUGCAGACAUUUCACAGAGCCCUACGGAUUACAGCAUUUGACUUGGCUAUUCUAUAUGCGUAUCUGAAAGAAGGGCCAUUUCUCCAAAGCAUAAGCAGGCUGCCGAUCUCAGAAGUUGUCUUUCCAAAAAGAUAUUUGAGUUUGAGGGCAGCUGACCUUGGGUAUGGGGAGGUCUGCAUAUUCUCUGAAUUCUUAUUUUCUCGCUCACUGUUGAAUGACAGUUCCUGUCACUACUUAGAUUUUGAUCUUUCCCAAAGGUGUUGAUUUACAAAAAGCCUAGCUAAUUGCAGAAAUCCUGCCCCCCGAAAGAAAAAUGAAAUUCAAACUGAGAGCCAAGCAGAGGCAGGCUGUGAGGAUGGCAAAGGUUCUUAAAUAUCGGCCAUUUGGUACUGUUUUUUUUAAAAGCCUUUAUGUUAUUCCAUGGAGCCAUAAAAAGGCAAUGAACUGUUUAAGGACUAUUUUAUAAGUAUCCCAGACCCUAAAAGAAAAAAAAAAAAAAAAAGAAUAUUUGCCCUCAACAGCUGAAAGAAUUGCAGGCUGGAUUUUUGUUUUAAAAUGGAGAAAAGUGGACAGAUAAGGCAAUUGAAUCUAUCAAAGAGCAGUUGACAUCUCCUAGGGAACGAUGAAAACAGCAGGCUAUUAGAAAAUGGUUUCAUACAGUCUUGUGUUCUUUACUUUUCAUUUU